Prosopis cineraria is the source of this 507-nucleotide messenger RNA. RefSeq lists its product as uncharacterized. NCBI's taxonomy places the organism in Eukaryota, Viridiplantae, Streptophyta, Magnoliopsida, Fabales, Fabaceae. The record is from RefSeq and is a predicted model, not a curated record. The transcript is spliced from 4 exons. Bases 1 to 453 code for a protein of 150 amino acids.
AUGAGCCACAAGCUAGAGAAAGGAUUUGAUCUUUUCUGGUGCAGGAUAGUUCUAAAUGCUUUUCCAAAUGUCAUCAUUCUCCUCGGUGGCACUUGCAAAAAUAAAAUUAUAGAGCAUUGUUUUCAUUUCCUUCCUUCUCUUCACCGACAUGAACUCUCUCUCUAUUUCUCUUCGAUCUUUCUAGCGAGCUCACAUCAUUGUGCCUCUAGUCAUCAUUCUUCCUUCUUCCGCCAGUGUCCUCUUCAAUCUCCGUCACUACAGCUGUGCUUUUACAGACGGUGUAUUGGAAACGUGAGAUUUCUUCCUCUGUCGCCAUCCCCUAUCUCUUUGCGGCUCUGUGGUCAGUGGAGGUGUGUGUUGUGCGCCCUCAGUCUUCAUCUCUUCAUCCUUUCUCAGCGUGGUGUAGCUGUGAGCACUGCGCGCGGAAAAAAAGUGAAGAGAAGAGGGAAAUAGAAAAGUUUGACAUUAGUUCCUCAUUCCUGUUAUUAUCUAUAUCAAAAAUUAAUC